Messenger RNA from Hipposideros armiger (great roundleaf bat), 1550 nucleotides. It is a transcript of the gene PDLIM1, whose product is annotated as PDZ and LIM domain 1. The transcript has 7 exons. Gene Ontology annotation, cellular component: stress fiber; adherens junction; filamentous actin. The coding region runs from base 215 to 1204 and encodes 329 amino acids. Gene Ontology annotation, molecular function: muscle alpha-actinin binding; actin binding. Gene Ontology annotation, biological process: actin cytoskeleton organization; heart development; muscle structure development. The record is from RefSeq and is a predicted model, not a curated record. NCBI's taxonomy places the organism in Eukaryota, Metazoa, Chordata, Mammalia, Chiroptera, Hipposideridae.
AGGCGGAGGACGGGCCGCGGGGGGGAGGACGGGCGGGGCUGGCGGCCUUACCCCGGCCUGGGCGGAGCCGCCCCCGCCCUCCUUCCCGCGCGCCCCAGGCUCCCCCGGCCCGUGGCGCGCGCCCUUUCUCCUAGAGCGUCCCGGAGAGCCCAGUGCGCCGCGCCGCGUCCUGUCGCGUCUGUCCCCGCGGGUCGCCGCUCGUUGUCGCCGCGCCAUGACCACUCAGCAAAUAGUGCUCCAGGGCCCGGGGCCCUGGGGCUUCCGCCUCGUGGGGGGCAAGGACUUCGAGCAGCCUCUCGCCAUUUCCCGGGUCACUCCAGGAAGCAAGGCUGCUAUAGCGAAUUUAUGUACUGGAGAUAUAAUCACAGCCAUUGAUGGGGAAAAUACCAACAAUAUGACGCACUUGGAAGCUCAGAACAAAAUCAAGGGCUGCAUAGACAACAUGACUCUCACGGUAUCCAGAUCUGAACAUAAAGUCUGGUCUCCUCUGGUGACAGAGGAAGGGAAACGUCAUCCGUACAAGAUGAACUUAGCCUCUGAGCCACAAGAGGUCCUGCACAUAGGAAGUGCCCACAAUCGGAGUGCCAUGCCCUUCACCGCCUCACCUGCCUCCAGCUCUGCCCCCAGGGUCAUCACAAACCAGUACAACAACCCCUCUGGUCUCUAUUCCUCUGAAAAUAUCUCCAACUUCAACAACGCCUUGGAGUCAAAGACAGCAGCCAGUGGACCAGAGACAAAUGGCAGAGUCUUAGAGCAUCCUCAGCCUCCAAGUGGACUCGUCAUUGACAAGGAAUCUGAAGUUUACAAGAUGCUGCAGGAGAAACAGGAAUUAAAUGAGCCCCCGAAACAGUCCACUUCAUUCCUGGUUUUGCAGGAAAUCCUGGAGUCUGAGGAGAAAGGGGAUCCCAACAAGCCCUCAGGAUUCAGAAGUGUGAAGGCUCCAGUCACCAAAGUGGCCGCAUCUGUUGGAAAUGCCCAGAAAUUGCCCAUGUGUGACAAAUGUGGCACUGGUAUUGUUGGUGUGUUUGUGAAGCUGCGGGACCAUCACCGCCACCCUGAGUGUUACGUGUGCACCGACUGUGGCACAAACCUGAAACAGAAGGGCCAUUUCUUUGUGGAAGAUCAAAUCUACUGUGAAAAGCACGCCCGAGAGCGGGUCACACCACCCGAAGGCUACGACGUGGUCACCGUGUUCCCCAAGUGAACCAGCAGAUCUGCACCCAACACUAAUUCUCCAACCAGCCCCUGUUGUAACUUGUUCUCUGAAUGCUCUGGCCCUCUCCUCUCUUGGAAGUGCUUGCUUCCUUUGGUUUUAUCCCUGCUCAUGAAAUGUCGCUUCCCCCACCUUUGCUAACUGACUCACACUGGUGUAUGAUGCCGGCUUUUAUAACUAAUGGGAAAUUGUUCCGUUCAGUGUCCCCAUGCGAGCAUCAUGGUGUCUUCUCUCCUCAGUUCAUCUCUGCUGCAAAUGGACAUCAGCCAACUUUGAACCAAACCGAAUUUAAUGUCUGACAUUGAUUUUGUUUUUAUCCAAUAAAUUUAUAAACUAA